GGUGCAUUUGAAAAGGACAUUCCAUAAUUUACAAUGGAAAUGUAGUUACAGAGCUUGUUUAGAUGUGCCACUACACUAAAGUAUCAUAUAGUGAGCAGCAUGUGUCAGUGAGUGCUUAAUCAAAUAGCUUACAUCAGUGUUAUCGAACUUUGCAGAAAUCAAGGACCAUGUCAAUUUUGUUAUGCAUAUUUCACAGUACACCAACUUAUAUUAAUGUUGGCAUAAGGGGUGGCCGUAAAUUUACACGGUUGAUGACUGCUAGAUACACGCGUACGUCGUCAACUAAUACACUGUGGCUACGAGAAAGGUCAGGAAUAAAGAAUCAAAGCUAUAACCUUGAGGUGUCUUCUCAGCGGGGGCAAUCGUCGACAAAUGAGCCAGCAGCUGAAACUGCUCAUUGUCACGGACAGAAGAAAUGUACAUCGAAUCCCAUCCCGAAUGCCUAUAAGCCAGCUUAUGUUGAGGCAGAAUGGUAUGACUGGUGGGAGAAGCAAGGAUUUUUCUCCCCCAUGAAAAGCAGUGAUAUUGGGACCACCGCAUACACGAUGAUAAUCCCACCGCCAAAUGUCACGGGUACUCUACAUCUGGGUCAUGCGCUCACAAAUGCUGUUCAAGAUGCCUUAAUCAGAUGGCAUAGGAUGCAAGGGAACCAAACGCUGUGGUUACCUGGCUGUGACCACGCCGGCAUAGCAACACAGGUUGUCGUGGAGAAGAAGCUGUCGCGAGAGCAGCGCGUGUCACGGCAUGAACUCGGGAGAGACGCUUUCAUCGAAGAAGUGUGGAAGUGGAAACACAGUAAAGGUAACAGGAUAUAUGAGCAGUUAAAGAGGCUUGGAUCAUCCCUCGACUGGCAGAGAGCCUACUUUACAAUGGAUCAAAAGCUGUCUACAGCAGUGACAGAAGCCUUUGUCAGGCUUCAUGAUGAAGGUCUGAUCUAUCGCAAGACUAGGCUAGUCAACUGGUCCUGUGCGCUAAAGUCUGCGAUAUCUGAUAUAGAGGUGGACAAUCGUAUAGUAGAGGAGCCAACAACACUUGCUGUACCUGGGUAUGACAAGAAAGUAGAAUUUGGAGUCUUGGACUCGUUUGCAUAUACUAUCAAAGAUACAGAUGAAGAGGUGGUAGUGGCCACAACUCGACUAGAAACCAUGCUCGGAGACACUGCUAUCGCUGUCAAUCCAGAUGAUGACAGGUACCGCCAUCUACAGGGCAAGCAUGCUAUACAUCCGUUUUGUGAUCGUCUUGUGCCUAUCAUCUGCGACUCUCACGUUGACAAGGCAUUUGGUACAGGAGCUGUAAAGAUCACACCUGCACAUGACUACAAUGACUAUGAGAUUGGGGAGAGACGUCGCUUGCAGACUGACACUGUUCUAAAUGAAGACGGACAUAUUGCUCAGCACUGUGGAAUGUUUGCCGGCAUGAGAAGGUUUGAUGCAAGAUCGGCAGUACGAGAGCAACUUAAGAAACAAGGGUUGUACAGAGGAAGUAAGAAACACUCCAUGGUCCUACCUAUUUGCAGCCGAUCAGGUGAUAUAAUAGAACCACUGCUCAAGCCUCAAUGGUACAUCAACUGCCAAGAGAUGGCAGCACAUGCAGUUGACGCUGUGAGGUCAGGAGAGCUGCACUUUGUUCCGUCCUACUAUGAGAAGACAUGGUUCGAGUGGUUGGGAAAAAUUCGUGACUGGUGCAUCUCAAGACAGCUGUGGUGGGGCCACCGCGUCCCGGCUUACCGUGUCCUCACCCCGACCUCACACAGAGAGGAGCUGUGGGUGAGCGGGAGGAGCGAGGAGGAGGCGAGAAGACGGGCAGCGAGAAAGACAGGGAUGCCAGUCGAACACAUCACACUGGAGCAGGACGAAGACGUGUUGGACACGUGGUUUUCCUCGGCUCUGCUCCCCUUCUCAUCCCUUGGAUGGCCGGAUCAGACAAAGGACCUUCAGAGUUUCUACCCUCUGUCAUUGAUGGAGACAGGUCAUGACAUACUGUUCUUCUGGGUGGCAAGGAUGGUCAUGCUGGGCACCAAGCUAACGGGCCAGCUUCCCUUCAAUGAGGUGCUCAUGCAUGGUCUAGUGUGUGAUGCACAGGGGAGGAAAAUGAGCAAGUCGUUAGGCAACAUCAUUGACCCCCUGGAUGUCGUCAAUGGCAUCAGCCUUCAGGAUCUGCACAGGCAGGUUGAACAGAGCAAUCUGUCUAAGCAGGAAGUCGAGUUGGCCAAGAAGGGUCAGAAGCAGAAUUUCCCAGCUGGCAUUCCUGAAUGUGGAUCAGAUGCCCUGAGAUUCGCCCUAUGUUCGCACAACAUUAAGUCUGAUUUUAUCAACGUCGAUGUCUCCCAGAUCCACAGCUAUCGCCUAUUCUGCAACAAGAUCUGGCAAGCUUUUCGUUUCAUGCAGAUGGCUGUGGGACCAGAUGAUAUUAUCAUUCCUCACCCCUCGGUAUGCAGUCUUAGUAAUGUCGAUUGGUGGAUACUCAGCAGGCUCCAUCUGCUGGUGAAAACUUGUAAUGAAGCUUUCAAAGCCUAUGAGAUUCACCGUGCCACCAGGGCGCUCCACCAGUUCUGGUACGGGGACUUCUGUGAUGUCUAUCUGGAAUGCGUGAAGCCAGUGCUCUACAAGGAGUCGGCAGCGGAGGCAUCAUCGGAUGAGGAGGCUGAGCAUCGAGAAGCCAUCCGGGCAGUGCGAAGUGUUCUGUGUCACUGUAUAGACACGGGACUGCGAGCGAUCGCACCGUUCAUGCCCUACCUGGCGGAGGAGCUGUAUCAGCGGCUGGCACCCUCUAUACAGGACCCAGCAGCCAGUGUUUGCGUUGCGCCGUACCCACGUGUGGAGGAGUACGAAUCAUUUUCCAACAGCAGACUGGAGGAAGAGAUGCAAUUUGUGCUGGAGGUUGCCAAGCAUGCGAGGGCUGUGCGGACGGAGUAUAACCUGACAAAGACGAGAGCAGACUUGUAUGUGGAGGUUAGUGAUUCUUCACUACUGGGUGCUCUUCACUCAACAUCUGCAAGAACAAGUGAGCAGCAGGCAGCAACAUCAUGGCUUCUGCCACUACAGACGCUUUCGUUCUCGAGAUCGGUCACCCUCCUGACCGAAGCAACACGACCUAGUGGUUGUGUGCAGACCAUCGUCAACAACAACUGCCAGAUCUUUACAGCUCUGAAGGGAUUAGUUGAUGUCGAUAAAGAGAGGGAGAGAUAUGAUAAGAAGAUAUCGAAACUUUGUGCGGAGAUCAACAAGACAACUAAGAGGCUAGUGGAGAAGAGGCUUUCAGAAGACCAGAGACUAAAACUAUCAGACAAGAAAUCGACUCUGGAGACCAAGCUAGGGCAUGUACAUCGAGCAGUAGCCAACUUGGAAAGUAUAUCGUGACCACGUGGGGUUGCUAAUCUUGCAAUUUGUUGUUGUUAUCAUGUGUAUAAUAGUUCAUGAUAGUACACGUAGUAAUGGCAUGUAAAAUACUAUACCAGUGUUCACAGAAAGCUCUUCAAAAUACUGCAACGAAUGACCCUAAGCAGAGUUGUAUAGUAAAUGCCGAUUUUUUAUGAGUAUAUAUAAACACUACAAGAUAUCAUUGGGUGCAACAAGUGAGAGAAUUAGUCUCAGAAUACCCCAUUACAAAGAUAAUACGCUUUCAA
This is a messenger RNA of Priapulus caudatus, 3625 nucleotides long. Its product is annotated as valine--tRNA ligase-like. The transcript is spliced from 22 exons. The coding region runs from base 168 to 3359 and encodes 1063 amino acids. Gene Ontology annotation, biological process: valyl-tRNA aminoacylation. Gene Ontology annotation, cellular component: cytosol. Lineage: Eukaryota; Metazoa; Priapulida; Priapulimorpha; Priapulimorphida; Priapulidae. The record is from RefSeq and is a predicted model, not a curated record. Gene Ontology annotation, molecular function: ATP binding; valine-tRNA ligase activity; aminoacyl-tRNA deacylase activity.